CUCAAGCGACAACCGGGGCUAUGUACACCCCUCGGUUGCCUCCCUGCUAUUUCUCGGAAGUUGCGCAAGGGCUACGAAGCAAUAGAGGCGAGAGAGGGAGGAAGCGCGAGAGGGAAAGAGAAAGAGGAAGAGGCCGUGUUUCGCGUGAGGUUGUAAAAGUCGCUCCUUUCCUAUUUUUUAUAAUUUAGUAUUCUCGAUUAAAAAAGUCUAUUUUUCAACAAACGAUGGGAGAAAGUAUAGGGUUUUGAUUGCUGGAAGGUGGCAAAUAUUGCCGGAAAAUAGACCUUUUGAUCGGGAUGGAGAGGAGGAGGAUAUGGAUGAGCUCCUUGUUGGUUGUGCUGGUUGUUCUCUCCUUCGAGAUACUUGCCCUCUGCGAUUCUUUUGAAGAAGAAGGGAGGGCUCUGUUGAGAUUUAGAGAAGGGGUGACGUUCGAUCCAUAUGGAGCUCUUUCGAACUGGGGAAAACAAGGUGUUGAUCACUGUUUCUGGCAUGGCGUAGUUUGCUCUGAAGAUGGGAGAGUUGUGUCUCUGAAUUUGAGAGAUCUUUGUCUUGAAGGAAGCUUCACAUUAGAGUUCAGAAAACUCAUUUAUUUGAAGUUACUUGACCUACACAACAAUUCAUUUUUUGGAACUAUACCUGGAGAAAUAACUGAAUUGAGGGAGCUGGAGGUGUUGGACUUGGGGCAAAAUAAUUUCAGCGGACUAUUUCCAUUUAAGCUUCUCGCUCUUACUUCCCUAAAAGUACUUGUUCUUGGAAAUAACGGUUUCGAUAUCCCAUCAGAACUUCAUGAACUCGAUAUACUUUCUGAGUUUCAGGUUGAUGAAGAUAUGCUAUGUUCCAAUAGGGGAUCUCUUAUGAGGAACUUUGAAAGUGAAACUAUAAGAAGACUUCUGCAAGACAAUAUUACACAAAAAAGCAAACAUCCUCUGCGUGAAAGGCGCCGUCAUACUGGAGAUGUGGAAACUGCUCCAUCGCCAUCUCCGAUCCAGCCUCCGUCACCGUCUCCUCUUUCAGUGUCAAUAUCCCAAUUUCCAUUAAUAUCUCAUGGUGCUCAAUCUCAUACACCUAUUGGUCCUCCAUCUCCUGCUCCAUCACCAGACAAAUCCCAAUCAUCAUCAGCUCCAGCACCAAGUCAAUCUUUUCAUAGAUUGGCACAGCCUUCUAAGUCUGAAUCGGUACCAGAAAAAGCUAAUGAGAAACAGAAGAAGUCCCACUGGGUGAUCUAUGUAUCAGUUGGAACUGGAGUAUUAUUGCUUGUUGCUGCAUUUUCAAUAUACUUUCUAUGCUGUCGAACAAACAAAGUUGUAUCUGUGAUGCCUUGGAAAACCGGUUUAAGUGGACAAUUGCAGAAAGCAUUAGUUACAGGUAUACCGUCGCUUAAUCGAUCCGAACUUGAAACAGCUUGUGAAGAUUUCAGCAAUAUCGUUGAGACUUUAUCAGGUUGCUCAGUUUACAAAGGGACACUAUCAAGCGGAGUUGAAAUAGCAGUUACUUUAAGUUUGAUCAAGUCAGCAAAAGAUUGGUCUGAUCAAUCUGAGCUCCUGUUCAGGGAAAAGAUCUCAGUCCUGUCCAAAGUGAACCACAAGAACUUUAUGAAUCUCAUCGGAUAUUGCGAGCAACAAGAACCUUUCACUCGAAUGAUGGUUUUUGAAUAUGCUCCAAAUGGAACACUUUUUGAGCAUCUACAUAUAAAAGAAGCAGAACCUUUGGACUGGACUGCUCGAUUACGUGUCGCCAUGGGAAUCGCAUAUUGCCUGGAGCACAUGCACAAGCUUGACCCUCCUAUAAUUCUCAGGAACCUAAAUUCAUCCAUUGUCUACUUAACCGAAGACUAUGCCGCCAAAAUCGCCGAUCUUUCGUUCUGGAACGAAGAAAAGGAAACCGACUUAUCGUACGAAGUUCCAGACGACAUAGAGCCGCCAUUAUCAAAUCAGGAAGACAUUGUGUACAAGUUUGGAAUAAUGCUCUUGGAGCUAAUAUCCGGAAGGCUACCAUUUUCAAAAGAUGAUGGCCUGCUUGUUCUGUGGGCAUCAUCAUACUUAACUGGAAAGAGGCCACUUAAUGGUAUUGUUGAUUUAACACUUAAAGAAUCAGUAAGAGAGGAAGAUAUAACUGCAUUUUGUGAUAUUAUCCGCUCCUGCAUAAAUCAUGUACCAAAGGAGCGAGCAACAAUGGCUGAUGUGGUUGCCCAGUUGAGGCAAAUGACUUCAAUGACACCUGAUGCAGCUUCUCCGAAAUUAUCUCCUCUUUGGUGGGCAGAGCUUGAGAUCAUUUCCAGUGAGUCUAAUUGAUUUGAAUUUGGCUGAAAUUGUGAAUAGAAACCAUUUUCUUUUUGUUUUGAUUUGUUAAUGCAUGAUUUAUUUUGAUAUUUUGUAUUUAAAUUCUUAUGAUUUGUGGGAAUGAAAAGAGAUUGUACAGAGUACUCGGUGCGCAGGCU
Messenger RNA from Dendrobium catenatum, 2437 nucleotides. Its product is annotated as inactive receptor-like serine/threonine-protein kinase At2g40270. The record is from RefSeq and is a predicted model, not a curated record. The coding region runs from base 297 to 2291 and encodes 664 amino acids. Gene Ontology annotation, molecular function: ATP binding; protein kinase activity; protein binding. The transcript is spliced from 9 exons. NCBI's taxonomy places the organism in Eukaryota, Viridiplantae, Streptophyta, Magnoliopsida, Asparagales, Orchidaceae. Gene Ontology annotation, biological process: protein phosphorylation.